Messenger RNA from Penicillium cinerascens, 3960 nucleotides. RefSeq lists its product as uncharacterized. Gene Ontology annotation, molecular function: ATPase-coupled monoatomic cation transmembrane transporter activity; ATP hydrolysis activity; ATP binding. Lineage: Eukaryota; Fungi; Ascomycota; Eurotiomycetes; Eurotiales; Aspergillaceae. Gene Ontology annotation, biological process: intracellular calcium ion homeostasis. Bases 1 to 3960 code for a protein of 1319 amino acids. Gene Ontology annotation, cellular component: membrane. The transcript has 21 exons. The record is from RefSeq and is a predicted model, not a curated record.
AUGGGUAGUCGGCCGCACUCUCCACCGGGGACCGGUCCUAUGGACCUCUCAAUGUCCCGGACGAAUCUCCGCCGCGAUUCCCUGAGAAGCAGUAUGAGUGUGGUGUCGGACGUGGAGAUGGCCCGAAAUGAAGUUUUCGACGGUCCCAUCUCCGAAAGCAUCCCUUCAAGCGUCGUCUCUUUCUCCCAUCGUCGCAACCGAACCGGGUCCACCGUCAGUUUCACCUAUUUUCAGGACGAGGAAGACUUCGCGGAAUGGUCCAACGAAGAUGCGGUGGAUGUGGACAGCGAAAUCGACGAUACGUCGGUGAACGGAUUCGAGGAACCUGACAUUGAGUCCGCGAGAGGGUCCUUCGUCUCCAAGAGAUUAUCACACUCUCGUGAUUCUGCCGAACACCCUCUUCUUUCUCGUAUCAUCUCCUCGAGCUCGUACGGUCGAGAUCGAAGGCUUGGAAGCAGGCUUAACCAGAAAGUAUACAUCGGAUCGGAGGAUUUGACGGCAGUCUUCGCAGGCUUUUCUACCAGCCGGGGUGGGUUCGCUCUAUAUCUGGCAUUGUGCUUCCUGACUGGUGGAUUCGGAUACCUGCUCUUUCGCUGGCUCCCUCGAUGGCGAGUCAAGUUGAUUGGGAAGGCGACUCCCCUGGGAAAAUGCGAUUGGAUUGCAAUUGAGGAUCAAUGGAAUCAGUUCUCUGUCCACGAUGUCAGUAGCCAGCCAUACGGACGCCCGCUUUCUACAGUCUUUGUGGAUGCCCCAGGUCACGCCUAUGACGAAGAUAGCGACCCAACUCUUGUGUCUCUCCGGUUCCUUGACUACAGAUACUUGCGAUUUUGCUAUCACCCCGUUGAGGAUAAAUUCGCCAUGAUAAACGGCUGGAAGGAUCCUGCUUGGACCAAUGCGAAGGUCAUGCGAGCCGGCCUCGAUGCCGACGAACGCGACAGCAGAGAACAACUCUUUGGCCAGAACGUUAUUGACAUCCAGCAGAAAACUGUUCCUCAGCUGCUGGUCGACGAGGCUUUCCAUCCGUUCUACAUCUUCCAAGUGGCGAGUCUCAUCCUAUGGUCCAUGGAUGAAUAUUACUACUAUGCAGUUUGCAUUUUCCUCAUAUCCGCAUUCAGCAUUGCAGCUACCGUGCUCGAGACAAAAUCGACCAUGCGUCGACUGAGAGAAAUUUCAAUGUUUGAUUGUGACGUCCGUGUUCUCAGGAAUGGAUUUUGGCGUUCGGUUUCUUCACAGGAUCUGGUACCUGGAGAUGUAUUCGAGUUUUCCGAUCCGUCGUUGAACCAGGUUCCAUGUGACUGUAUCCUGCUGUCAGGUGACUGUAUUGUGAAUGAGAGCAUGCUCACCGGCGAGUCUGUUCCCGUGUCUAAGACACCCUUCACAGACGAUGCUCUCAACUAUCUCGACCUCAGCGCCCCUUCCAUCCACCCUAAUGUUGCCAAACACUUUCUGUUCAGCGGGACGAAAGUUAUUCGAGCCAGACGACCCCAGAAUGUGGACGACGAUGAAGCCGUUGCGUUGGCAAUUGUAGUCAGGACCGGUUUUUUGACGACGAAGGGUGCAUUGGUCCGAUCAAUGCUUUUCCCGAAGCCAUCUGGCUUCAAAUUCUACCGUGACUCCUUCCGAUACAUUGCGGUCAUGGGUGUGGUUGCGCUCCUAGGCUUCAUCGCCUCGUUCAUCAAUUUCAUUCGACUGGGUCUUGCAUGGCAUCUCAUUAUCGUUCGCGCACUUGAUUUAAUCACGAUAGUUGUCCCACCGGCUCUGCCAGCAACUCUCACCAUUGGCACCAAUUUUGCACUGUCUCGUCUCAAGAAACAGAGCAUUUUCUGCAUCAGCCCUCAGAAAGUGAAUGUGGGUGGUAAAUUGGACGUUGUCUGUUUUGAUAAGACCGGGACUCUCACAGAGGAUGGCCUGGAUGUCCUCGGUGCACGUGCGGUCAGCGGCAGCCAGAGAUUCUCCGAGUUGUUGUCCGAAAAGUCCGCGGGUCUCCUUCUUCCUCCGUCUUCCGCAGACUCUCCAUUUGAUCUCGAGAAACAACGAAAGAUUAUCUACACCAUGGCGACAUGUCACUCUCUUCGAGUUGUGGAUGGCGAGUUGCUAGGAGAUCCCCUUGACGUCAAGAUGUUUGAAUUCACCGGUUGGUCAUAUGAAGAAGGGGGCAAUCAUGCCUCCGAGCAGACAACCCCCAAGUUCGACACGAUCAGCCCCUCCGUUGCAAAGCCACCCGUAACCCAUAUCGGAGAAAGCCAGCAAAAUGGACCCAAUACUCCCCUUGAACUUGGGGUCCUACGGAACUUUGAAUUCGUCUCACAGCUUCGUCGCGCCAGUGUAGUUGUACGGCAGUAUAGCGACAAGGGAGUGAGCUCCUUUGUCAAAGGUGCCCCCGAAAGCAUCAAAGAUAUCUGCGUGCCUGAAUCUCUUCCAUCCGAUUACGAUGAUUUCUUGAACUACUACACCCAUAAAGGAUACCGAGUGAUUGCAUGCGCUACCAAAUACGAACCAAAGUUGAGCUGGAUGAAGGUUCAGAAGUUGACUCGCUCCGAGGUCGAAAGCGAUCUUGAAUUUCUUGGCUUCAUCAUCUUUGAGAACAAACUGAAGCCUAGUACCUCAAGCGUUAUUUCAGAGCUCAACCUGGCCGGGAUCCGCAAUGUCAUGUGCACUGGUGACAAUAUUUUGACUGCAGUCAGUGUCGCUCGCGAGUGCAAGAUGAUCGGUCCCGAUGAGGCAUGUUUUAUCCCGCAUCUUGUGGAAGCUCCUGGACUCGUUGCCAAAACCUCUCUCAUUUGGGAAUGCGUGGACAACCCAGACCUUAGACUGGACCCGAGAACGCUACUGCCUCUCGAGACAGAUACCGAUACCGACCCAUCUAUUCCAGGGAAUGCUCUUCGUGAGCGCAAGUAUUGCCUCGCUGUGACUGGUGACGUAUUCAGAUGGAUGAUUGAUUAUGGAAACGAAGACGUCCUGAACAAGGUCCUGGUCAUUGGAAGGGUAUUUGCCCGAAUGUCACCAGAUGAGAAGCAUGAAUUGGUUGAAAAACUUCAAUCGAUUGACUAUUGCUGCGGUUUUUGCGGCGACGGCGCAAAUGAUUGCGGUGCGCUGAAGGCCGCAGACGUUGGAAUUUCAUUAUCCGAUGCUGAAGCAUCCGUUGCUGCACCUUUUACCAGCCGGCUAUUUGAUAUAUCUUGCGUGCCAAAAUUGAUUCGAGAGGGUCGAGCUGCCUUGGUGACAAGCUUCUGCUGCUUCAAAUUUAUGAGUCUCUACUCAGCGAUUCAGUUCUCCUCAGUCAGCUUUCUUUACACGUCCGGGUCAAACCUCGGUGAUUUCCAGUUUUUGUUUAUUGACCUAGCCCUCAUCAUGCCCAUCGCCAUUUUCAUGGGCUGGACCGGUCCUUAUUCCAAGCUUUCUCGGAAACGACCAACUGCGGACCUUGUGUCUCGAAAGGUCUUAACCCCUUUGCUAGGACAGAUCACGAUCGUGGUUUUGUCCCAGCUCGCGAUCUUCCAAACUGUUCAGUCUCAACCUUGGUUCCAGCCUCCCCAACUAGACGUGGAAAAGAGCAAUAUUGUAAAUUCGGAGAAUACGGCUCUAUUUUUAUUCUCCUGCUUCCAGUACACUUUGACUAGCAUCGUGUUGAGCAUGGGACGGCCUUUCCGACAACCGAUGACCUCCAAUGCGCCGUUCAUGUGUACCAUUAUCAUCGACCUUCUGAUUGCAGGCUUCAUGCUCUUCCGGCCUUCGGGGUGGGUGGUGGAAGUUAUGCAGCUGACUUGGAUGUCAGACGGGUACCGCAUUUGGAUUCUGCUGUUCGCUUUCGGAGCCUUUGCGCUGUCCUGGAUGGCCGAGGCCGCUGUCUUCCCUCGUCUCGCGCGCUUUAUCGGACAUGCUCGUGCCCGCCUUCAACCAACUUUCCGCAAGAAGCGCCGUCAGUACAAGGUGCUCCUAGAGGAUAUGCGCCUGCGAUAA